CACAAUGAGUGUGUUCAUAAUAGCUUUCUUUACAUUUAUUACUACCUACGUUGCAUAUUUCUACUGGAAAGUAAGCAAAUAUCCCAAAGGACCGUUACCAUUGCCAUUUUUCGGAAACCUGCUUCAGUUUCCCGCCGAAAACAUCCAUUUGUAUUUUGACGAGUUGUCUCAAACCUAUGGACCAUGUUUCACAUUAUGGACCCCACUACCCGCAGUUGUUCUGACAGAUUAUGAUCAUGUUAAAGAAGCAUUUGUUACUCAAGGUGACGCAUUUAUCAACCGUGCUAAUCGUCCGCCAGAAACUCUCCUUCAGCCACAUUUGAAUACGGGCGUAUUAGGUUCUAGUGGAGACAACUGGAGGCUUCAAAGAAGAACGGCAUUGAAAAUUCUUCGAGAUUUCGGAUUGGGAAGAAACUUGAUGGAAGAGCAAGUUAUGCGAUCAGUUCAAGAAAUGCUCGCACAAUUAGAUCACAUACCGGACAAGCAGAAUGUUGACAUGUAUUGGCCAAUUCAACUUUGCGUUGGAAAUGUGAUUAAUGAGAGCUUGUUUGGCUACCAUUAUAAAUAUGAGGAUUCGGACAAAUUCGAAACUUUUGUAAAAGUUAUAAACAAACAUUUGAAAAUUGCACAAGGUAAACCUCAACUUUUAGUAUCUGCUUUUCCUUGGCUUCGAUAUGUUCCAAUAAUUGGAGAACUCGGAUAUCAUAAAAUUCAACGCAAUAUUCAAUCAUACCAAAAGUUUAUCGAUGAAGAAGUCGUAAGCCAAAUCAAACAAUAUGAUGGAGAAAGCGAACCAGAAAACUUUGUUCAUGCAUAUUUACAACAAAUGAAACAAAGUGGAAAUCCAAAUCUUGAUAUGAACAAUUUAUGCGCAUCUGUUCUUGAUUUCUGGCUUGCUGGAAUGGAAACAACCUCUAACUCACUUCGUUGGCAUUUGGCAGCAAUGAUGAAGUAUCCUGAAAUUCAAGAUAAAGUCCGGAAAGAAAUCUUUGACAAUGUAGGAACCGCUAGAUUACCGUCAAUGUCAGACAAACCAAAUAUGCCGUACACACAAGCUGUCAUACAUGAAGUUCAAAGAUUUUCAAAUAUGAUUCCAAUUUUGGGAACUCACACAAACAAAGAAGAUAUCCUGCUUAAAGGGAAAAAUGUACCUACAGGCACUGUAAUAUUUGCUCAAAUCUGGUCGGUUCUCAAAAAUGACUCAGUAUUUGAAGAUAGUCACAAGUUCAAUCCAGAUAGAUAUCUCCUCACUGAUGGAAAAACUUUCGACAAAACUAUUUUGGAAAGAACAAUCCCAUUCAGUGUCGGCAAACGAAAUUGCGUUGGUGAAGGAUUGGCUCGAAUGGAGCUUUUCUUGAUUUUCACAGCACUAAUUCAGAAGUAUGAAUUUAUUCCUAACGGCAGCAUUGAUUUGUCUCCAGUGCCUGGUGCGGUUCUGACAACAAAGCCAUACACGUGCCGACUAAUUCCACAAUCAGCUAGAAAAUUUCAAUUAUUUUGAAAAAAGCGUAACGGAUAUUUCUGUAAAUAAACAUUAUUUU
Messenger RNA from Caenorhabditis elegans, 1541 nucleotides. RefSeq names its product CYtochrome P450 family (gene cyp-14A3). The record is from RefSeq and is marked reviewed. The coding region runs from base 5 to 1501 and encodes 498 amino acids. The transcript is spliced from 7 exons. NCBI's taxonomy places the organism in Eukaryota, Metazoa, Nematoda, Chromadorea, Rhabditida, Rhabditidae.